UUCAGAGCUGGGGUGCAACUCCCUCCGAGGAUGCCAUUCCACGAGACCAGAAAAGUGUCUUGGAAACUCUUUAACACUUUUCCCCAGACAGUGACCCUCAGGGCUCUUGUGGUACAGAUGGAACAGUAGCUGACAUUCCAUUUUAUAUAUUGGAAAAUUGAUGCCCAGAAAAGGGGUUUGGUGGCAUGAGAGUGCCAUGUUGGACCGAGUACCUUGACUCGUUUCUUCAUUGUUAAUUUAUUCAUUCAUUUAUUUGGCCAGAAUAUAGGUAGAUGCCUACUAUGUGCCAGAUUCUUGAAUCUUAUUGGGCUCGAUAAGCAGGCACUCAAUAAAUACUUGUUGAUGAAGCACAUGGGUUAUUGAAUGAAUUACAGCUAAAUUGCAGCAUUAGGAUGGGCUGAAUUGGGGGACUUUCUAGUUUUUAUUUGACUAUUAAAAAAAGUGGAUUUGGCAUUUAGGUAAGUGGUUGAGACUGAUAGGAUAAGCCAGUCUGUCCUCAAGACUGUUUUAAAGCUAGCUCAAGGUGGCUGAGUAUUUACAGAGCAGAUGUGAUGUGGUCCCCUCUCGUUACUCUUUAGUUCACAUGAAACCUACAAUUGUCCCCUGAGUACUAGCUCCUUGAUCCUGGCCCUGUGGGGAUUACAGAAGACAUGUUAGUUGUUGCACCUACCUUGGUGUCUUUUGUGAUCUAUUGAGGGGAUCAAAUCAGCCCACACGGGAAGUUAAAGAAUUGUGUCUUGUCAUUUUUGAUGGCGUGUUCAACAGUGUGGUCUGGUCUGCAUGCUCUGAGGGGUUUAGAGAAGGUAGCCUCGGGUCUAGAGAAAACAGGGCACUAAGAGAGGAGGUAAUUGGAUUGAUGAAAAAAGAAAAUAGGAGAACUCAUGGGCCAAAGAAGAAAUCGUAAUGGAAAUCAGAAAAUAUUCGGAACCAAACAAUAAUGAGAACCUGGUUUAUAAAAAAUUUAUGGGGGACAGUGAAAGCAGAACAUAGAAGGAAAUUUGUAACCUUAAAUACUGAUAUUAGGAAAGAAGAAAGGCUGCAUUUUAACAAGCUAAGAAUCCAUCUGAAGAAAGGGCUCUGUGGGCAGCAGAAGCAGGGAGGGCUGGGACUGAGCUGAGUAGCUGACAAGAGAUCUGCAGGUGGUAGGAGUUUACAAAGGGACUGGGCUGCCUGAGGUUGAAGUUUUUAGAAUCCAGUUCUCUCUGAGCCUGUUUUGAGCUCUGGAAUGCUAUUGUUCUCGAACUUGGUGGCUUUCCUUCAGUGGCUGCAUUUCUGACAAGUGUGGGUGGCUCUUGUGGUGUGUCCCACUAACCUUAUCUCCCCAAUCCAGGACUGCCUUGUAUACUCUCAUAUACUGACCUUAUAAUUUCCUGUAAAGACGUGGUUGUCAUAGAUUGCAGGUUGGGGGCUGAAAAAUGCUAUGGAACGAAUCCAAAUGUAAGGUAAAGAACCAUAUCCUUAAAUACCCAAUGCUACUAUUCACUGAGUGCCUACCAUGUGCCGGGCACUGUCCUUCGCCUCUAUAUUUAUUGUCUCUAAGCCACACUGCUACCUUCCAAGGGUGUAGUGUUGGCUAUACUCUUUCUUAACAGUGAACACUACUACCCAAACUACCCAUUUGAGAAGUGGCCCAGCUAGAGUUCAAAUCCAGGCCUGACUGUCUCCAGAGCUUAUGGUCUUUACUCUCUGACAUGAAAUAUGGGGCUUCGUGGGGUGAACUCGCACAGGCAAGAAGGCUGCUGGAUCUUGCGACCGUGAAGGCGAAUGGGUUGGCCGCCUUCCUUCUACGACAUGUUCAGGAAUUGCCAGUCCCGGUGGCCCUGCCUUUCGGUGAUGCCGCGUGUGAGAAGUACAUGUCCAAGCUGAGGACCACGCUAUCUGCUCAGUCUCAUUUCCUGAGCACCUAUGAUGGGGCAGACAAUCUUUGCCUGGAGGAAGUAUACACAGAGAAUGUUCUGGAAAUCCGGACAGAGCUGGGCGUGGCCGGCCCCCCGCCGAAAAGCCCCGCCACCCUGGGCCUGGAGGAACUCUUCAGCACCUGUGGCCACCUGAACGAGGACGCUGACACCGUGCUGGUGGUGGGCGAGGCGGGCAGUGGCAAGAGCACUUUGCUGCAGCGGGUGCACUUGCUGUGGGCCACGGGGCGCCACUUCCGGGAAUUCCUCUUUGUCUUCCCAUUCAGCUGCCGGCAGCUGCAGCGUGUGGCAAAGCCGCUGUCCGUGCAGACGCUGCUCUUUGAACACUGCUGUUGGCCCGACGUCGGCCGCCAGGACGUCUUCCAGUUCCUCCUUGACCACCCCAACCGCGUCCUCUUAACCUUCGACGGCUUCGACGAGUUCAGGUUCAGGUUCACGGAUCGCGGCGAGCGCCACUGCUCUCCGACUGACCCCACGUCGGUCCAGAAUCUGCUGUUCAACCUACUGCAGGGCAACCUGCUGAAGAACGCCCGCAAGGUGUUGACCAGCCGUCCGGACGCGGUGUCGGCUCUCCUCAGGAAGUACCUGCGCGUGGAACUCAACCUGAAGGGCUUCUCGGAAGAGGGCAUCGAACUGUACCUGAGGAAGCGCCACCGCGAGCCGGGGGUGGCCGACCGCCUCAUCCGCAUGCUCAGAGCGACCUCAGCCCUGCACGGCUUGUGCCACCUUCCCGUCAUCACGUGGAUGGUGUCCAAAUGCCACCAGGAACUGUUGCUGCCGGGCGGGGGGUCCCCAAGGACCACCACGGGUAUGUACCUGCUGAUCGUGCAGCAUUUUCUGCUGCGCGCCUCCCCGCCCGACGCGGCCCCCCGCAGCCCGGGGCCCGGGCUGCUUCGAGGCAGGCUCCCCGCCCUUCUGCACCUCGGCUGGCUGGCUCUCUGGGGCCUGGGCACGUGCUGCUACGUGUUCUCCUCCAGGCAGCUCCAGGCGGCACACGUCGACGGCGACGAUGUCUCUCUCGGCUUCCUGGUGCGUGCCAAGAGCGUCGCGCCCGGGAGCGUCGCCCCCCUGGAAUUCCUGCACAUCACCUUCCAGUGCUUCUUCGCCGCCAUCUACCUCGUGCUCAGCGCCGACGUGCCACCGUCCUCGCUCAGACGCCUCUUCCGCUGUCACACGCCGGGCGGCUCGCUCCUGGCCAGGCUGCUGCCCGCGGCGUGCGUGCGGCGCCCGGGGCGCGAGGAGGGCGGCGUGGCGGCGUUGCUCCAGGAGGCCGAGCCGCACAACCUCCAGAUCACGGCGGCCUUCCUGGCGGGGCUGCUGUCCCGGGAGCACAGGGGCCUGCUGGCCGAGGGCCAGGCGUCUGAGAAGGCCCUGCUCCGGCGCCAGGUCUGCGCCCGGUGGUGUCUGUCGCGCAGCCUCCACAAACACUUUCACGCCAUCCCCCCGGCCGUGCCCGGGGAGGCCAAGAGCAUGCACGCCAUGCCCGGGUUCGUCUGGCUCAGCCGCAGCCUGUACGAGAUGCAGGAGGAGCGACUGGCGCGGGAGGCUGUGCGAGGCCUGAAGGUCGGGCACCUCAAGCUGACCUUUUGCGGCGUGGGCCCCGCGGAAUGUGCCGCCCUGGCGUUCGUGCUGCGGCACCUGCGGCGGCCCGUGGCCCUGCAGCUGGACCACAACUCUGUAGGUGAUGUUGGUGUGGAGCAGCUGCUGCCUUGUCUCGAUGUGUGCAAGGCUCUUUACUUGCGAGAUAACAAUAUCUCAGACCGAGGCAUCUGCAAGCUCGUCGAACAUGCUCUUCACUGUGAGCAGCUGCAGAAGUUAGCUCUCUUCAACAACAAACUGACCGAUGGCUGUGCACACUCCGUGGCGAGGCUUCUUGCGUGCAGGCAGAACUUCUUGGCUUUGAGGCUGGGCAAUAACCACAUCACUGCCUCGGGAGCCCAGGUGCUGGCUGAGGGGCUCAGAGCCAACGCCUCCUUGCAGUUCUUGGGGUUCUGGGGCAACAAGGUGGGUGACGAAGGGGCCCAGGCCUUGGCUGAAGCCUUGGGUGAUCACCAGAGCUUGAAGUGGCUCAGCCUGGUGGGAAACAACAUCGGCAGUGUGGGGGCUCAGGCCUUAGCCUUAAUGUUGGAAAAGAACGUGACACUGGAAGAACUCUGCCUGGAGGAGAACCAUCUCCAGGAUGAAGGUGUGUGUUCUCUUGCCAAAGGACUUCAGAGGAAUUCAAGUUUGAAAGUCCUAAAGCUGUCCAACAACCACAUCACCUACCUUGGAGCUGAAGUCCUUCUGCAGGCCCUGGAAAGGAAUGAUACCAUCCUGGAAGUCUGGCUCCGAGGCAACACUUUCUCUCCGGAGGAGACUGAGAGGCUCAGCCAGAGGGACACCAGACUCUUGCUCUGAAGCCCGGAGGCCAACGUUCAUCUCAGUUUGUUUGUGAACAGACGGUGGGUUUGGAUCCCAGAAGCUGGAUUCCGUCUGGCAGCAGUCCAUUCACCCAGAGCCGAGUCCUGCCCGGGACAAGCACAAUAGGUCACCUUUGUUCUGGCAGAAGAAGGAGCAACCGUGCCCUUUAGAGUAACUCUUCUGCGGCCUGUUUUGCGUCCCGUUCUUCCCAAGAGUCGAUCUGUGGAACGUAGAAGAGGAGCAGCUCCCCGCCGCCUCUGGCUGAUCCAACGUGGGUCAGUGGGGUGCAUAGAGGUUACUGCGUGCCUGGUGCUGUAGAGACCUGGACCCACAGGAGCGGCCCCCCUUCCCACCUGCCUCACAGUGAGGAGGGGGAUUCAGGGAGCAGCUUUCUGCCAUGUUUUAACUCAUGGGUUGUCGCCCAUCCAGAAGUUCCCCACAUCUGGUCCCUUCCCCCAUCCUGGAUCCCUGCACGUGGCACUUCCUCUGAGGGUAAAGUUUCAGAAUAUAGGUGUUCUCAGCUUUGGUAUUUCUAGCCUCCCCCCCCCCCCCAAGCCCAGGGUGGGAAGGGCUGCAAUUCACCUGCUCUCCUUCCUGAUACUUAACACAUGAUCGAAAGGGGACACAUGACAGCCGUUCGUUCCCUAAGAUGGGCUAGAUUUUCCAAAAAAUAAGACGACACUACGGCAAAUAUCACACGCACAAUUUUUUUUUUUUUUUUUUUCAGCGAAGUCAAUUACUCUUCAGUUAAGCCUUUGGAAACAACGCCCCACCCAAAUGCAGCUUUUUAGAAUCAGAAUUUUGAAUAGGCCCACCAGGUCUCUGGUUGAUGCCUGUGAGUUGUGACAGCAGACCCCUGAGAUGGUUCAGUGUUAUGUGAUACAGAGUUAUGGAUCAAAAGUUUACAGGGGUGAAAUCAAAGACUUUUCCUUAUAAGGCAGAUGUUUUUCUGGAUUUUUCAAAAUGAUGCAUUGUUGAAGCCUCCGUAAACCGUCAGGUGUGGUCAGAGUGUUAUUACUUAAACGUUACUUUUUGUGCAAACUUGUUACUAUUUAUAAACCACUUGGUUUGAUUCUCUCAAGUUUGUUUUUGUAAAAAACACGACCAUGAAUUUUAUGCUGUAAAUAGUCACAGGGGAGGAGAACUGUUGAGUCCUCAAAGCUGGGGGGGUCUCAACAGAUGGUGACCAAAAUGUUUAAAAGAUAUUCGUGAAUGUUGUCAAAUAUUAAAGCACAAUUUUCUACUUGGA
Prionailurus viverrinus (fishing cat) is the source of this 5565-nucleotide messenger RNA. It is a transcript of the gene NOD2, whose product is annotated as nucleotide binding oligomerization domain containing 2. Gene Ontology annotation, biological process: regulation of apoptotic process. NCBI's taxonomy places the organism in Eukaryota, Metazoa, Chordata, Mammalia, Carnivora, Felidae. Gene Ontology annotation, molecular function: protein binding. The record is from RefSeq and is a predicted model, not a curated record. The coding region runs from base 1692 to 4313 and encodes 873 amino acids. The transcript is spliced from 11 exons.